AUGUCAAAAACAAAGAAAUGGACAGUACACGAGAAGAGACCAACAGAGCCAAGAUGGUUUACACAUAAUGGCCAUUUCGACACUGAUCCAACUAGCAUGAAGAAGAAUGGAGCAGGCAGAAAUAACUGGGGACAACCAGGUGAUGAAAUGGAUAAAUCAGAGAUUAAAAUGUUCAACAAAAGUAGUGGAAGACGUAACUCCAAUCACGAUGUCAACCAAGACAGAAUGAAUCAGUUGAGUGCAUCAAUUGAUGCUAGCUUGACUUCAUAA
Messenger RNA from Lodderomyces elongisporus, 270 nucleotides. It is a transcript of the gene STF2, whose product is annotated as Stf2p. The transcript has a single exon. The coding region runs from base 1 to 270 and encodes 89 amino acids. The record is from RefSeq and is a predicted model, not a curated record. Lineage: Eukaryota; Fungi; Ascomycota; Pichiomycetes; Serinales; Debaryomycetaceae.